This is a messenger RNA of Acomys russatus (golden spiny mouse), 1593 nucleotides long. RefSeq names its product inositol hexakisphosphate kinase 2 (gene Ip6k2). Gene Ontology annotation, molecular function: inositol hexakisphosphate kinase activity. Bases 88 to 348 code for a protein of 86 amino acids. The transcript has 2 exons. The record is from RefSeq and is a predicted model, not a curated record. Gene Ontology annotation, cellular component: nucleus; cytoplasm. Gene Ontology annotation, biological process: phosphatidylinositol phosphate biosynthetic process; inositol phosphate biosynthetic process. NCBI's taxonomy places the organism in Eukaryota, Metazoa, Chordata, Mammalia, Rodentia, Muridae.
GGACGUAAAGACAGACAGUAAACCGAGGACGCGCUGGCCGCUGGACCCCGCUGCCUCCCCUUUCUCCCUGCUGCCUGUGUCCGGAGGAUGAGCCCAGCCUUCAGGACCAUGGACGUGGAGCCCCGCACCAAGGGCGUCCUGCUGGAGCCCUUUGUCCACCAGGUUGGGGGCCACUCGUGCGUUCUCCGAUUCAACGAGACAACUCUGUGCAAGCCCCUGGUUCCAAGGGAGCAUCAGUUCUACGAGACUCUCCCAGCUGAGAUGCGCAAAUUCACUCCCCAGUACAAAGGGACCAUCAAUUGCCAGCAUGGUGUGGUCUUUUCUGGGGAGUGGGGUAACCUUUUAUAAAUCAGAAGAGAACUCAUUAAGAAAUUAAUUUAAAAUGCGCAUUACCAGGUAUAAAGAAGACUAGAACAACUUAGAUUCCCCUGGGACAACUGAAACAGUGUUCUUUAAGACAGGGUGGACUGGGUCACCUCUCUCUACUUGGAAAUGCAUGUGGUGGGACUGGGGGUGUUGGGGACCCUCACUUGGUCCUUUUCUGUUAUUUUUUCCAGGACAAAGCCAAAGUUCCCUUGUUAGCUGGCCACCCCUGCCCCAUUUUUACCCCCUUGGUCCUUCCUUAUGCCCACAGGGAAGUGUGGUCCCCAGACACCCCCCUUCUCGCUCCUCUGCGCCCAGAGCUGGGGCCACCUCAGAAGUGUCGUCUCUCUCUGAGCAUUCAUUCCCCUGCAGCAAGCAAGCGGGCGGGCAGCAAAGACUGAGCAGAUUGAGUGAUCGUGGGGCAGAGAGGCCUAGGAGGAAAGGUGUUCAGCCAGUCGGCUGUAAGGCGCUCGUCGGCACCGCUGAAGUGCUCCCACCUGACAGCCCCUUCCUCAGAGACUGUCCAGUUACACGGGGCAGGUCCUAGAGACUCCAAAAGGGAGAGCUGCUUUCACGGCUACCAUGUGUCUGUGUUUCUCCCCCUCAUCUGCUGGUGUUCAUUUUGUUCUUGUGACACAAACUACAAAAAACCAAUAAAUGCAUAACUGAGAAGGACAAAGGCUUGGCUCGCCCACCAUGUGGGUGCCUUUGCCAGGGCGUCUGUGCUGUGUGGAUUGUUGGCUGCUUUAUUUUGCUUUGCUUGCCCAGUCUUCCCUCACCCCUCAGCGCCUCCACCUGAGGCCACACCUGUGUUCCCUUGCAUUCAGGCUCUGCUUUAAAGCAAGCCUCUAGGUUGUCGGAGUUUCUGUUUAGGGCAUAACAUCUAGAGCAAUGUUUUUGUGUCUCUCGGGAUUAGAAGAGUUACAUAAAAAUUAAUAAACAUUUUCAAUAAUGGAAAAAUGUGUCUUGUAAUUCUUUGGCCCUUGCUUUCCCUUGUUGAGUGCAUUAGAGAGGGAGCCUCUCGGCCAUGUUUGCUCCCUAAUUGCUUGUCUUGUAUGGUGUCACUUUUUUUCUAGCUGUUUUGAUAUUUGUUAGGUUUGCAGAUGAGUUUGGGGCCUCUGGCAACAUAGACACUAAGGAACAGGGUAAGAAACAAAACAAAUGUUACAAUCAUGUCGCUAGAAUGCAUUUUUCUGUGGAAUUAAAAGUCCUUUCUGCUGCUCACCCCCA